CCAUUGGGGCGAGGGCCCCGGCGGCGCGCUGACGUCACGGCGCAGGGAGGGCGAUACAAUGUAACAGACAGGUCUGGGGAUGGAUCAGCGUUCCUCUGGGCGAAUGUAGCGAACGGCUGCGCGGCGGACGCCUCUCCCCCCUCCCAGUGGGGAUGGAGCCGGGGUCCCUGGUGCGCGCCAUCUUCGAGUUCUGCCCCAGCGUCUCGGAGGAGCUGCCCAUCUUCGGGGGAGAUGUCAUCGAGGUGCUGAGCGUGGUCGAUGAGUUCUGGCUGCUGGGGAAGAAAGAUGGAGUCACGGGUCAGUUCCCCAGCAGUUUUGUGGAGCCUGUCUGCGUCCCCAACACCAAGCCGGGUGAGAGGCUCUGUGUCUGCACUGAUGACUUCCGCGUCACAUCCUCCUCAGACCUACCCCUCAAACGCGGUGACGUUGUGGUUGUGGAGGACUGCCUGGAUGGAAACUGGCUCCAGGGCCGCACCUCCUGGGGCUCGAGGGGAACCUUCCCCGCCUCCUGCACGCGAGAACUGCACCUGUCCACGCACGCCCACCAGCACUCCCGCAAGCCACUGGGCGAGCUGCCGCCUUACGCCCUGGGCCGGGCCCGGGCCCUGAUGGGGCUGUCUGCUCAGCUGCCCGAGGAGCUGGACUUUGCCGAGGGGGAUGUCAUCACUGUCGUGGGGGUGCCGGAGCCUGGCUGGUUCGAGGGGGAGCUGGACGGCAGGAGGGGCAUCUUCCCUGAGGGGUUUGUGGAGCUUAUGGGGCCUCUGCAGUCACCCAAGAGCACAGGCUUUGAGGAUGGGGAAAUGGAGGACAAGGUGGAGCGACAGGAGGUCCCAGCUGAGGAGGUAGAGAAGGAAGGUGAGGGAAAGGAGGUCCCAGCUGAGGAAGUAGAGAAGGAAGGUGAGGGACAGGAGGUCCCAGCUGAGGACCAGUUUCCUGAGGACGCACAAGAUCCCACCAGGUCAGCUCUCUAUGGCGUGGCCAUGUAUGACUUCCGAGCGCUGGAAGCGGAAGAGCUGGACUUUUCCAAGGGGGAUUGGAUUCGGAUCACGGGAACACUGGAGGAUGGGUGGCUGCAGGGGACCUUGGCUGGCAGGACUGGGAUUUUCCCCCUACGCUUCAUCAGGCUGCAGGGCGGCAGCGGGGAGCAUCCGAACCUGGAGGCCGGGCUGGGGCCGAGGGGCGAGUCAGAUGCCAGUGCUGGUCAGCAGGGUCCCGCGGCCAGUCCGGGAUUGGCUGGGGCACCCCGCCUCCCAUUCCUGCCGGCGGUGUCUGCCUGUCCUGAAGCCCUUGCUGAGGAGGGACAGGGCUCCCAGGGUCAGUUAGAGUCAGAAGGGUGGAGCUCCCAGGGUCAAGAGGGGUCAGAGCAGCAGGACUCCCAGGGUCAGCAGAGGUCAGAGGGGUGGGGCUCCAAAGGUCAGCAGGGGUCAGAGGGGUGGGAUCAGCAGGAGUUGGGCUUUUGGGGUCAGCCAUUGUCAGAGGGGCAGGACUUCCCGGGUCAGCAGGGGUCAGAGGUGAUGAUGAGCAGCUCUUCUGUGCAUCCAGCGCUUCCCAACCCUGUCCCGCGGAACAAUGGAUGGAUCCCGGCGCCGACCCCCGCAGACAGGUCCCCUCCCCCCAGGUGGGACCUGGACGCCAAGUUGUCGGAGCAGAUUGAGGAGUUUGGCCGCAGCAUCCCAGCCCCCAGGUCACAGGUCGCCCGGCCGGUCUGUCGCCGCUUCUCCAUCUCGGACUUCAGCACCGAGCAGGACGUGGCCAGGGGCUCCAGCCGCACCUCAGCCCCUCCCCGAGCGACCAGGCCCGCCCCUCCCCGCCCCCUCACCCCCACCUCCUCCCUCCGCCCCUCCCGACCCGCACCCCUGCCCCCUCCCCGCAGGAGCGAGCUCGCCCACCCCAGACGCCCUGCUCCUGGCCCGGAUGCUUCCAGCUCUCUCCGAGAGGGGCACGGGGUUCCGGGGCCAGCUGUCUGUGGUCGUGGCUUCUCCCCUCACCUGCCGCAUCUCGGGCAGACUGAGACGGACUGGGACCUUGAGACGCAGACCCACGAUUCCCUGAGCUCCGCAUUCCGGGACAGCCAGACCUCCGGGACCACAGAAAACCUGGAAUUCCACACCUCCAACAUCAGGACUGUGGAAGAAGAGUUCCAACCUCAAGACAUGACGCUGCUGUCUGUUGACCACGCCUCCCUCAGGCCACGGCAGGCCUCGGCAGCAGUAGAGAGACCCCAGCAGAAGAUGAUGGAGAAGAGGGCGAAGGUGAUCGAGGAGCUACUGCAGACCGAGGCCGACUACAUUAAGGACCUGGAGAUGUGUGUGGAGAACGUGCUCGUCCCACUGCAAGCCAAGCAGGCGAGGGGUGUUUCCCAGCUGCAGCAAGUAGAUUGCGAAGCUCUCUUCGGGAACAUCCAGACCGUCAUCGAGGUCUCCAAGCGGCUGCUCGAGGAGCUGGAGGAAAAGGACACCAUAGGUCAGGUCUUCUUGUCCUACAGAAAUGAGCUGCAGGACAUGUACAAUAUUUACUGUCAAAACCAUGAGGAAGCCAUCGCCCUCUUGGAGAUGUACGAGAAGGACAAGGAGAUUCAGGGGCACAUCAACACCUGUCUGGAUCACCUCCGAGCAAUUUAUCGUCAGUGGGGGAAAACUAACUACAUCAACCUGGGCUCGUUCCUCAUUAAGCCUGUUCAGCGGGUAAUGAGGUACCCGCUGUUACUGUCAGAGCUGCUGAACACCACCCCAGAGGGGCACCAUGACAAGAGGCCACUGGAAGAGGCAGUGCUCGCGGUGAAAGAACUCAAUGUAAACAUUAAUGAGCACAAACGGCGAAAGGACCUGGUUCUGAAGUAUCGUAAGGGUGAUGAGGACUCUCUGAUGGACAAGAUCUCCAAAUUAAGUAUGCACUCCAUUAUAAAGAAGUCAAACCGAGUGAGCAGCCACCUCAAGCACCUCACCGGCUUGGCUCCUCAGAUCAGAGAUGAGGAGUUUGAGGAGGUAGAGCGGAGGUUCCGGGAGCAAGAGCGGCUGAUUAAGAACUUCAUCCGGGACCUGUCGCUUUACCUGCAGCAGCUACGGGACUCGGCGUCAGUGAAGGUUCUGGCUGCAAUGAGUAUUCUGGACAUGUACGGGGAGAAGAACCACACCAACUUGGACCAGUACCAGCGGGCUCAUCGCCUGAUCAGUGACACCCUCUUCAAUGACUUCAAAGAGCGGACUGAGAGACUGGUGGUCGGCCCGUUGACCCAGCUGCUGGGGAUGUGCGCAGGGCCGCACAAACUGAUGAUCAAGCGCUUCGACAAGCUGCUGGACUACCACAACUGUAAGGAACGAGCCGAGAAGCUGAAGGACAAGAGGACUCUGGAGGAACUGCAGGCGGCCAAGAACAACUAUGAGGCCCUGAAUGCCCAGCUGCUGGACGACAUGCCCAAGUUUCACAAGAGUGCCGAGGAGCUCUUCAUCAAUUGCGUGCGAGGGUUCGCUGAGGCUCACCGGGACUUUGUGGGAAUGACACUGAAGGAGCUUCUCCCUCUGAUGCAGCUGAUCUCGGUGGUGAGUCAGGACACGACUAUCGUCGCCUCAUUCCAGGAACAGCACAGUAAGGCCAUGCAGCUACUGCAAGUCUUCAGCUUCUUCCCAGACACACUCUCGUCCUCCCGGAAGCCAUUCGAGCGCAAGACCACAGAACGGCAGUCUUCCAGGUGGCAAAUGUCAGCAAUGCCGAUGGCCGUAUGUCAGACCGAGGAGCGACGGGCGAGCCUGCUGGCCAAGUACGAGCCGGACAAGCUGUACCAAGCCGAGAGGAACUUCAAUGCCACUCAGGAACUGGACGUCUCCCUCCUGGAGGGAGACCUGGUUGGAGUCAUUAAACAGCAAGAUCCCACGGGCAGCCAGAACCGCUGGCUGGUGGACAAUGGAGCGAUGAAGGGCUUUGUGUACAGUUCCUUCCUGAAGCCCUACAACUCACGUCGCAGCCACUCGGAUGUCUCAGUGGGAAGCCAGUCCUCCAACGAGUCCGGCUACAGCGACUCUUCGCCAGUGAUCUCCCGGCAAAACAGCGCCUCGGCACUGUCAGUGAAUCACUCCAGCGGCGCCAUCCCUUCCUCCUCGCUCCCGCCGCAGACGCUGGCCCCCGCGGAGACUCCUGCUGCCGCGCCCCCUCGUCGUGCCACCUCCCCGACCCGCACCCAGCCUGCGCCUCGGGCUCCGGCCCCAGCUGUCCGCUCCAGUCCCUACGAGCCCCCAAGCUCCCGCCGGCAUGCGGAUCCCCGCUCUGUGGGCCAGCCAAAACGCUCCAGCCAGAUGGAAUACUCGCUGCCACGGAAGAAGUGGGAAUGCCAGAAGGUCCUGCGCCGGGCAUCGUCUCAGGAGGGCUACCUGGAGAGCAACAGCUUUGACCCCGGGCAGCAGGUUUACUACGCAGUGUACAACUUCAGGGCCCGCUGCGCAAACGAGCUCUCCAUCGCCAACAAUCAGCGGCUGCGAAUCCUCUGCUUCCACGACAAGAACGGGAACCGGGAAUGGUGGCUGGCAGAAGCCAAUGGCAGGCAGGGCUAUGUUCCCGCUAACUAUAUCCGGAAAACGGAAUACACGUGAGGGGAGAGUUGGAAAUGGAACUAACUGCAGGUGUCAUCCUGUGCUUUACGUAACUGGACAGGAGAGGAGACCAGGGCCUCCUGAUGGAACCAGACAUCUCAUUUCUUUCAGAAAGGGAUUGGACUUAACUUGGGACAAAUGUUGGAGCUGAUCUCGGCCAAACCUGCUGAGACACUUCCUCAUCGAACAAAAACAUCCAGCAAUAAACACCGUCACAUGUCUAAAGAACUUUAAACAGUUUGCUGAUCUGGCCUUCUCCCUCGGCCCCUGGUUUCCACGACAACCAGUCCGAGGUUAGGAGCGGGGUUAUCCCGUUGUGUGUUGGUGACGGUGCUGGGGCCCCUAAGGCGGUGGGAAGGGCUGCUGUGAUCACACACAACUGAUGGGAUGUCAGGAUCCCUGAGCGCUGGGGCCACAGGCAUGUUUACAAAGCCAGUGAGGACAUGGUAUGAAACACUCAACAGUACCAUAUUGUAUAAAUGCAGCAUUUAAGCUUGAUGUAUUCUUAUUGAAUGUUCAAAGGUGUUUUACACUACAUAUGGCAGAGUUUUAUAAGUUACUCAGUUUGAGUAUUUUAGCUGUGUCAAGUUGAAGUACAAGCCUGGAUGCAACUCUCAAGAUGCUGGAAUAACUCAGCGAGUCAGGCAGCGUCUGAAGUGGGAAAGGGACAGUUGGCGGUUUGGACCGAGCAGCAGAGAUCACAGAUAGGGAGCAUUAGAGAGGGUCUUACUGGACUCUCAUCGCAGAGCCAUGGAAAACCUCUUCAAAGUGGGCAAACCUUGAAGAGAUCUCACAGUGGACCUCACAGCAAAGCGUGGACACAAAGACUGCAGCUGCUGGAAUCUGGAACCACCCAAGAUGCUGGAGGAACUCGAAGGGGUCACACAGCAUCUGUGGAAGGAAGUGGACAGUCCAGACGAAGAGUCACAACCAGAAACAUCAACUGUCCAGUUCCCUCCAUAGCUGCCACUCGACCCACUGAAUUCCCCCAGCACCUAAUAUAUUGCUCUAGGUUCCAGCAUCUGCCAUCUCCUGUUUGCCCUGCCCUGGGCGUGUUAGGUCAACUGUUCAUCUUGAGUACUGUGGGCAAAGAAGUAUGACUCAAGACUGUGACUGAAGAAAAACGAAGGAGGUGAUUACAGCACAGUACAGGCCCUUUGGCCCACAAUGUUGUGCCGACCUUUUAACCUACUCUAAGAUCAAUCUAACCCUUCCUUCCCACCCUCCAUUUUCCUUUCAUCCAUGUGCCUGCCUAAGAGUGUUGUAAAUGCCCCUAAUGUAUUUGCCUCUACCAUUGCCCCGCCAGUGUCCUACACACCCGCCACUCAGUGUGUUAAGAAACCUACUUCUGAUAUCCCUCCACCAUCGAAUCACUUUAACAUCAUACCCUCUCAUGUCCACCCUGGGAAUGUGUCUCUGGGUGUCCAUUUGACCACACCCCCUUAUCUUGUACACCCCUAUCCGGUCACCCCUCAUCCUGCUUCGCUCAUGGGGGGAAGGCAGGGAGAGAAGGAGUUUGAAAAACACAUGCAAUAGAACUGAAGCUGCUCCUGGUACCAACAGCUGGUGGAAACCAUUCAAAAAUUGGUGCUGAUCAGUGAGAUGCUGGGAAACGGGGUCCAGGCGAAACGCAAAGCCAAGUAUCUACCUAACGUGUGUGAAUCUUCCGAGCGGAGAGUGCCAGCGAUUAGACAUCAGCUCUUCCUCCCCACUAACACAGGCUCCCACAGCUACCCAGUGAUCAAUGUGGGCUCUUUGUAACAAGGGCUUGAAGAUCCUUUCUUCAAGGUUGGUCUGUGUGCUUCCUAACCAUGUUGUCACUGUAAUGUCAUACUGCUGGAGAAUCUUAUUCUUGGCUGUUGGGUAAGUGAGCGACUCGGGUCUGUCACGAACCCAGUCUCCAUUAAGCCUCGACCACAGCGACUGUGGGGUUGUGAUGGUCCAUCCUCCUGAGCCAGCCUCACCUGGGCAACCGGGCAGAAUCACCAAACCUGUCUGGUCCGAGGUAAACCUCGCUGGGAAUGUGGUUCUGGGAUAUCCCACCCAUGGAGGAUAGACCUGGUGCUAAGAAAACUGUGCUGGAAAAAAGAAUGGACUCUUUUGACUUUACACCCCUAACUCCAAGGAGCACCCUUGUGAGAGACAUGCGACUGUGAGUAUCUGUGAGCAGAGCACAUCUGUAUUCUGUAAAUAUCUGUCACCAUCUCAAAGAGUGGACACAGUCAACACCUGGAGCCAACAAAUGAAGAGAAUGUCUGCUCUGGAAUUAAAAAGAUUUUAUUUCUCCAAUGUUUUUGUAUGUGUGUGUGCGGGGGAGAGGGGGAGAGAGUGAGAGAGAGAUUAUAGGCCCAGAAAUCCUUUCAUUGCAACUUCUUUGUGCAUUGUGAAAGAAUUCAAUCUGAAGCAAGCUUGCUUAUUCAGGUAAAAUGGCUCAGGCACCUUGAUAGACUAUAAUGCAGAACUAUAAGGCCAUUUGAUGGACGUGGACUGUGACAUUAUGCGGGAUGCAGUGCACCUGUUCUUCCGGAUGAUUGGCACGUCUUCGGCUGUGUGUGAAUGGGUAUUGGUACUGGUUUAUUAUUGUCACAGUUACCUUCGGGGAGGAGGUACACAGCUCAUUGGCAGAUAGGAGAGGGGAGAGUAACAGAGGCUGGGAGGUGCUAGGUGGAGCAUAGAGCCAAGUGAGGGUGGUGGGGACAGCCCAUGAGGACAGAGUGAGGGGACUGAACCCAGUGGGAGGGUGUGUGAGUGAUGUUGGGCAGAUGGAAUGGGUGGGAGAGGGGAAAGAAACAGGGUGAUGGGUGUGGGAACAACUGGGUAGAUCAGGAGGAAAGAGAAAAGAGACAGAGGAGGAUCAGGUUACUGCAAGUUGGAGAAUUCAUUCAUCGUAGACGGCCCAGAGAGGAAAAUGAGGCACUAUUCCUCUAAUUUGUUUUUAGCUUCACCCCAGCAUCGGCAGAGGCAGAGAACAGACAGGUUGGUGUGGGAAUGGACAAACCGUGAAUUCCAGAUGGAGCAUUUAACCCUAGGUUGCAGCUGAGGCUGCUGUAAUGUAAUGCCCACACUACCCAGACCCCCUCGGUAAUUCAGAGCACCUUUAACGGCAAAACAUCAAUGAGUCCCUCAUGGGAGCCAUUGUCAAUGCAGAGGCAGGUGGCAAGGAGAUGGUCUGAUCAACCAGUGGUGGGGGGAAUUGUAGGGGAGUUAGUAGGAAGUCAUAAGGGACCUAAAGUAGCGGUGGGGUUGUAGAGGGGUCUGGAGAGUAUUGGAGAACUACAGAAGGAAUUGGAGAGUAUUG
Messenger RNA from Mobula hypostoma (lesser devil ray), 7881 nucleotides. RefSeq names its product dynamin binding protein (gene dnmbp). Gene Ontology annotation, biological process: intracellular signal transduction; cilium assembly. The transcript has 17 exons. The record is from RefSeq and is a predicted model, not a curated record. NCBI's taxonomy places the organism in Eukaryota, Metazoa, Chordata, Chondrichthyes, Myliobatiformes, Myliobatidae. Gene Ontology annotation, cellular component: cytoplasm. The coding region runs from base 153 to 4583 and encodes 1476 amino acids. Gene Ontology annotation, molecular function: protein binding; guanyl-nucleotide exchange factor activity.